GUCUCCAUCGCGUUGUCGUUUCUGCUGUGGCGCGAGUGUGGCGGGCUUCGUUUCGUGACUUGCUUUGGUGGCUCUGUGCUAGUCUCCGUGUUAAAUUAAUUACAUGCAGAACGCUUCAGCCUAUUAUUAAUAGCAGCGAGAUGACUAAAAGCGUCUAAAAAGUCGAGUUUGAUCUUAGCGGAAAGUGUUCCUAAGUGCACAAAACUCCUGCGUCCAUAUACAUAGCCCCAGAGAAAACACUUUGCAGCAGCACAUCACGAUCCUGAUCCGACCAGCUGACUGAAAAUGGCUCUCUGGUUAUUCUCGUUCGUCUCUGGACUGUAUUUGCUGCACUUCUCCAUAGCUCUGAUUCUGAUCAACAAGGAAGUGCCGCAGUCGCGUGGAAUGCUUUAUCCCCGGGAGUCCGAGACGAGGGAGGUGCGUUCGCUGGACGGAAUCUGGAACUUUGUGCGCUCCGACCAGGCGAACCCAACGCAGGGUGUGCGGGAAGAGUGGUACAGCAAGGACCUGAGCAAGAGCAGACCCACCAUACCGAUGCCCGUGCCCGCCUCCUACAAUGAUAUAACCACCGACAAUCUGCGCGACCACGUGGGCACUGUGUGGUACGACCGCAAGUUCUUUGCCCCACGCUCCUGGGCCGUGGAUCAGCGGGUCUGGCUGAGGUUCGGCAGCGUCCACUACGAGGCGUAUGUGUGGGUGAACGGCCAGAAGGUGGUCAAGCACGAGAUCGGGCACUUGCCGUUCGAGGCGGAGGUCACGCAUCUGCUGAAAUACGGCGCAGAGAACCGCAUCACGGUGAUGUGCGACAACGCUUUAAUACAGACUACUGUGCCACAGGGUAGGAUCACCGAGCUACCAAACGACGACGGCAUGACGAUAGUCCAGAGCUACACGUUCGACUUUUUCAACUAUGCCGGAAUCCAUCGUUCGGUCCACCUGUACACCACGCCCAAGACGUUCAUAGAGGAGGUAGUGGUAACUACGAAUCUGUCGAAGGACAAUGUCGGGGGAGAGGUCCUCUACAGCGUCAAAUUUAAUGGAAGCGCCGUCAACGAAGCAGACAAUGCCCUGUACGUGCGAGCCCAACUGUACGACCGGGAGGGCAAGUUGGUGGCCAAUGGCACUUCGGAUGCACAGCUAAGUGGGAAUCUGCAGGUGGACAAUGUGAACCCCUGGUGGCCGUACCUGAUGCACCCGGAACCAGGAUAUCUCUACCAGCUGGAGGUGAAGCUACACGCCUCCAACGAUGAGCUACUCGACGUCUACCGCCUGAAGGUGGGCGUGCGCACCCUAAGCUGGAGCAACGCCACAUUCCAGAUCAACGGCAGGCCCGUCUACUUCCGCGGCUUCGGCCGCCACGAGGAUGCCGAUGUGCGAGGCAAGGGCCUGGACAAUGCCCUUAUGGUGCGGGACUUCAACCUGCUGAAGUGGAUCGGGGCCAACGCGUACCGCACCUCGCACUAUCCCUAUUCUGAGGAGUCGAUGCAGUUUGCGGACGAGCACGGGAUCAUGAUUGUUGACGAGUGUCCCAGCGUCGACGCGGAAAACUACAACCAGGAGUUGCUGGGCAAACACAAGUCGUCGGUGGAGCAGCUAAUCCACCGAGAUCGCAACCAUCCCAGCGUGGUCAUGUGGUCUAUAGCUAAUGAGCCUCGCACCCGUGAAAUGAAUGCGGAUUCGUAUUUCCAACUUGUGGCUAACCUUACGCGGUCCCUCGACAAGACACGGCCAAUCACGGCAGCCAUUGCCACUCCAUGGACCGAUGACAAGGCGGGCCGCUUUUUGGACAUCAUUAGCUUCAAUCGCUACAAUGCGUGGUACUCCAACACAGGUCGACUGGACAUGGUCACAAAGAAGGUGGUUGAGGAGGCCGUCGCAUGGAACAAACAGUACAACAAACCCGUAAUCAUGGCCGAGUACGGAGCCGAUACACUGGAAGGACUGCACCUGCUCCCGGCUUACGUAUGGUCAGAGGAGUUUCAAUCGGAGGUCUUCGCGCGCCACUUCAAGGCCUUCGAUAUCCUGCGGAAGAAGGGCUGGUUCAUCGGAGAGUUUGUGUGGAAUUUUGCCGACUUCAAAACGGCCCAGAGCUACACCCGCGUAGGAGGCAACAAGAAGGGAGUCUUCACGCGUGCCCGACAACCGAAAGCUUCGGCUCACCUGCUGCGGAAGCGAUACUUUGCCCUUGCCCGGGAGCUGGACGAUUCCAGCUUCCCGGAAGACCUUUUCACCUACAUCGCCGACAUGGGCAAGGUGGAGAAUACGUAGUAUUCGGACACAUGGCUACUGUAAAUAUGUCUUUAUGCGUGUGAUCCUUGAUCUGCCAUCGCCAUAGUUGCAUUUUCCAUUCCGUUACAUUGCCCUGUACAAUCCUAAAUGUAUAGCUUUAGUGCAUUGUAUUUUUUAUAUGUACUGAUAAGCUAAACUAAAUUUUAAAUAAAGUGCAUUAUUUAUUAACAGCUA
Molecule: messenger RNA, 2463 nt
Organism: Drosophila obscura
Lineage: Eukaryota; Metazoa; Arthropoda; Insecta; Diptera; Drosophilidae
Product: beta-glucuronidase
Exons: 9
Coding region: 286-2268 (660 amino acids)
Biological process (GO): glucuronoside catabolic process; carbohydrate metabolic process
Molecular function (GO): carbohydrate binding; beta-glucuronidase activity
Source: RefSeq, a predicted model, not a curated record